Cydia amplana is the source of this 1815-nucleotide messenger RNA. RefSeq names its product pickpocket protein 28-like. Gene Ontology annotation, biological process: sodium ion transmembrane transport. Lineage: Eukaryota; Metazoa; Arthropoda; Insecta; Lepidoptera; Tortricidae. The record is from RefSeq and is a predicted model, not a curated record. The transcript is spliced from 11 exons. Gene Ontology annotation, cellular component: plasma membrane. The coding region runs from base 68 to 1762 and encodes 564 amino acids. Gene Ontology annotation, molecular function: ligand-gated sodium channel activity.
UAAACCAAAUGACCUUUUAACAAAGGUGUAGCAAUUACUAACAUUGCAUCGACUAGUUGUAACCAAGAUGUCACUAAAUGCAGACAAAAACGAGCAAACGUUAAACAGUAAAUAUUUACUAGAUUUCUACAUAAAGGAUUACAAGUAUAUAAGUCCGGAGGCGUUAGGUGUACAUAAGAAAGGGAUGAAUAAAUGGACCUACAAAGCGGUUGGUAAAGUGUGGGUGGUACAAGUUAUUAGUGGGUUUAAGCAGUUGUUUAGCCAAGGCUCUUUACAUGGAAUAAAAUAUAUAUUGGAUCCGACCUUCAGCCGCGCCGAGCGUCUCACCUGGGUUGCCAUAAUGAUGAUCAGCGUGGCGGCGUGCGCUGCCAACAUCACACAACUGUUCCUCAAGUGGACGUCCACACCGUUUGUUAACGUCAUCGACUCCCUGCCUUCGCCGGUGUGGGCGGUCCCGUUUCCUAACGUAGUGCUAUGUCCGCAUCUGCACGUCAAGCUGUCUUAUAGAAACGUAAACCGGUUCGAUGACUUGGAGAAAUUCUUCGCUUCGCUAGUGUGUCCACAAAUGAGCAAGGAAAACCGAGCCUUGGACGAAAGGCUCACACCUCAGCAGAAUAUGUUGCUGGAGAAAUUUAUAUUACAGGGUGCCCCAAAAUGCACAGAAGUGAUAAAAUCCUGCUACUGGCGUCCGUCCUCCCAAACGUGGCUGACGGAGGAAUGCUGCACCAAGCUGUUCAGUCCGGUCUUCACCAAUUACGGCCUAUGCUUCGCUUUCAACAGCUUGCCGCUCCAUGGCAUGACAAACAUCACAACUGCUUGGCAGCGCACCUUCUCCCCCUCCGUCUCCCAAAAGACCCUGGACUGGGGGCUGGACGCGGGCUACCCGAAGGUGUUUCCUCCCGACCCUGCCAUGGAGCCGUUCAGGGUGAUGGCGUCCGGAGAGACUAACGGGCUGGGGGUGGAGCUGUACCUGAACGAUAGUGAACACCAGGUGGCUUGUGAUGGCGCUAGUGUUGGGUUUAACUUAAUCAUCAGCUCGCCAACCAACCACGUGUACACCAGCACCAUCAUCCGUCUACCCAUGGACCGGAUGACAACCAUCGAGGUGUACCCCAUCACCUACCGGACGGAUUCUUCUCUCAAAGGCCUGUUGCCGGAACGGAGGCAGUGUUUCUUUCAGGAUGAGCGAAAGCUGGAGUACUUCGAAUCAUAUACGGACAGUAACUGUAAACUGGAUCUACUGAUUGGGGAAGCCAGGAAAUCGUGCGAUUGUGUUCUUUACAACUGGCCCAAGAAGUCCCCGUUAGAGCCUAUUUGCUCCACAAAAUCGGAUUACCUGUGCAUAAACGAUGUUAGAGCUAAAGUGGAAGAGCUGCUGAUAUACGCUUAUUUCGCGGACAGCGAAGAACAACGAAAACCAACGGGUCAGUCCAGCUCAUGCCACCCGGCUUGCAAUGACGUCAUCUACAACAGCCAAGUGUUUUACUCGGAUCUGAAGGCAGACCCAGCUGAAUCGCCCAAGUGGGGCUAUCCUAAACCGGGGGAAAUAACUCGGCUCAAUGUUCAUUUCUACGACGACAGCUUUCUUGGGCAACAUCGUCAUGCGCAGUACGAUGAUUACUAUUUUGUUGGAGCCAUCGGCGGCCUGCUAAGCUUGUUCCUCGGCUUCAGCAUCAUCAGCGUGGCGGAGCUAAUCUACUUCGUGCUGCUGCGACCUUUGCACGCAGUGGUCACCGAAAUCUGCCAUCGCCACAGGAGUUAAAUUAGCUUAAUAGGCUCUAAUGGCCAUCCACACAAAUGUCAUUGUAACUUUUU